Messenger RNA from Penicillium odoratum, 2046 nucleotides. RefSeq lists its product as uncharacterized. Gene Ontology annotation, molecular function: damaged DNA binding; 5'-3' DNA exonuclease activity. The coding region runs from base 1 to 2046 and encodes 681 amino acids. Lineage: Eukaryota; Fungi; Ascomycota; Eurotiomycetes; Eurotiales; Aspergillaceae. The transcript has 8 exons. The record is from RefSeq and is a predicted model, not a curated record. Gene Ontology annotation, biological process: double-strand break repair via nonhomologous end joining; interstrand cross-link repair; protection from non-homologous end joining at telomere.
AUGUCCACUUUUGAUGGAAUUGUUCCAGAGUUCCCGGAAAUCCAGAUCGAUUACUUCCGGAAAAGCCCUGUAAGAUCAGCUCCUCUGGCAUGCUUUCUAAGCCAUGUCCAUAGUGAUCAUCUACAGGGCCUGGAGUCCUUCCGGGCUCCUUUCAUUUACUGUUCCCCAGCAACUCGAGAACUACUGCUGCGCAUUGAAAAAUACCCACAUCGCAUGAACUUCCAAAAAGGCAUCCUAGAGUCAAGGCGACUACACUACAAGCAUCUAGGGAAAUUACUGCGUCCGAUCCCGUUAAACACACCCACUGAGAUUGAACUCACCCCUAGGAAACAUGUCCGGGUCACUCUCUUUGAUGCGAACCACUGUGCAGGGGCUGUCAUGUUUCUUAUAGAAGGAGCCGGGAAGGCCAUCCUCUAUACGGGCGAUAUCCGAGCGGAGAGUUGGUGGACCAAUGCCCUGGCACGGCACCCAGUCCUAGUCCCAUAUACGCUUGGGCAGAAGCGACUGGACAAGGUAUACCUGGACACAACUUUUGCUGGUGCAUCCAACCCGCUCAGGGAAUUCCCAUCCAAAGCCGAGGGACUAGCGGAGCUCAUUCGAAAAGUAGAGGCAUACCCAAAAGAGACAGUCUUUUAUUUUCGCGCUUGGACAUUCGGUUAUGAGGAUGUAUGGGUAGCACUGUCAACCGCAUUAAAUUCCAAGGUUCACUUGGAUCAAUACCAGAUUGGUGUUUAUCGGGCUCUCUUGAAUUCAUCUGGGAUUAAUGAGGCCCCUGCGCUUUGUGGGUUUCAGCUGGGUAACAUGUCCGUGGAUGGUUGCUUGAGUGACAAUGAGGCCUGCAGGGUUCACAGCUGUGAGCCGGGGUUAUCAUGCAAGGCUACUCGGGACCCGGAUACAGUCUACAUCACACCCAUCGUAAACCGUACCAUUGACGGCACGGAAAUCCCCGAAGUUGGGGCUGGUGGAGGCGGUGGCGAUUUGUAUCAGGUCCACGAGCUAGAGUUACCAGAUGAGUCGGCCCUAGCGUGCCUGGAAAAGCUAUGUGCUCAGCAUAUUCCUAAUCAAAAAGUCCUAUCACAAACCCGAGAGGCGCUUUCAAAGGCAUUUCGGUCAAGCAAGAAAGUUCUGUCACUUGAUCAAUACGGUGUUCAGGAUGAUGAAAUUUCUCUGGAGCAGUUGGUAACGAAGCUGAGCCGGGGCAAUGAUCAGGUCAACCCCAAUUUACCUAACACGAUUCGAUUUCCAUACUCUCGACAUUCGUCCUACUCUGAGUUAUGCACACUCAUCGCUGCAUUCAGACCUAAGGAUAUCCACCCAUGUACAGUAGACACCUCAUCUUGGUCCGAGGAUGUCUCUAUCAGGAGACUUUUCGGUCACUUGUGCUCUGGGGAGGAAUUUACCCAUGAUGUUUACAUGCGUAUGACACUCAACAUGCAGUACGACGAGGAACAUGCAAGAAAAAGAGCCCGGUAUGAGGAUGUUUCGACCCAAUCCUCACAAUCGAGUAUGGGCGAAGAAAAACAACAAGCUCAAUCCUCGGUUCCUCACACAAUACCAGGCAGAGCCCGAACCAAGCGCGAAGAAAUUAAACGAGCACACCGCUACCUGCAAGACCACGCCGACCCGGUGGCAAUGCAAAUUGGCCCCCUCCCUUCCUCAGUACCAACAAACGAAGAGGCGAAUAGCUUCAGCACCAUCCAAGAUUCACAAGAAGAGCAAGAACAUAUAAGUUCGCAGCCUGACUCUUUCAAUGACCGAAUGCAAUCCCCAAACCAAUCACCACAACUAGAAAGCCAACAAACAGAUACACUCACACUGCCAAUCUCCGAGUCCGUGCUCGCCCCCUCUUCCCCCACAGAUGCAGAUUCACUCCUUGCCGAAUCUCCAACCUCCGGCCUGAGAGCAAGUGGUCGGCAACUAAUUACGUCGCGCCUGCGUACCCGUAUUUCGGCGUACCUCGCUGCUCAGGACGGAUCGUAUUCGGCGUGGGAGGAUCACUCCCUUGUUUCGGCGUCCAAUCAUGCUGAAGAGGAAGAGGAACUUUAA